AUGCUCCGCACCAGCGGCACUCGUCAAAUGCCAAAGCCAGAGUCAGAGCCCUUUUUCUCUAAACAACAAAUGGGUAACUCAAGAACUGGCGACUCCCCUCAGCAAGUCUCAAGUGUUUCGACAGGAGAGACCUCUGCUGGGCGAACAAGCCUCCCCUCAUACUGUAACUUUUAUACAGAGUGUCCAGUUGAGGAGGAAGAACCAUCUUGGAGCUUGUUCGAGGGAGAAUGGCAUCAAGACACAAGAAAGUGCACGCUGCGUAUGAAGCAAGAGUAUCUAGACCAAUUUGAGAACCCAUUUGACCAAUGGGAUAAAUACAAAAACCAUACUGCUGAAUCAGAAUCCACUUUGCAGUCUUGGCCAAGCCUCAAAAGCACUCACAGCAUCUCAAAACAAACCCCUGGCUGGACUGGUGAAUACUCUUCUAUGAUAGAGUAUAGUGCAAGCCCUGAAGUUUCACAAUGGACUGGGCAGUACUCUGAUCCUUAUGAGUACAGUGUCUCACCAAAAAUGACACGACUUGGCAAGUGGACUGAAUCAGAUGCCCCAGGCAAGCCAGACUUCAAGUGGAUUCUGGAAUAUACACCAGAAUAA
Molecule: messenger RNA, 594 nt
Organism: Fusarium fujikuroi IMI 58289
Lineage: Eukaryota; Fungi; Ascomycota; Sordariomycetes; Hypocreales; Nectriaceae
Exons: 1
Coding region: 1-594 (197 amino acids)
Source: RefSeq, a predicted model, not a curated record